This is a messenger RNA of Oncorhynchus gorbuscha (pink salmon), 699 nucleotides long. Its product is annotated as proteasome assembly chaperone 3-like. The coding region runs from base 155 to 523 and encodes 122 amino acids. The transcript has 3 exons. Lineage: Eukaryota; Metazoa; Chordata; Actinopteri; Salmoniformes; Salmonidae. Gene Ontology annotation, biological process: proteasome assembly. The record is from RefSeq and is a predicted model, not a curated record.
UGGCAGUGCGCAUGUGCGAAAUUUUAAAGAGAGACGUUUGAGGAACUUAAACUGCAGACGAUAUCUAUGCUUAUAAUUAACAGCCUUCAAUAAAGUUUACUAUUGAGGUUCACGGCAAACGGAUCCCAAUAGGCACACGGACAGAAAGAAAACCAUGUCAACUCAGCCUCUCAUCAAAUCAAAGCAGACCGAGAAAUCAAUCAAUGGAAUAUCCACACAGGUUGUUUGCACAGAAUUCAGUAACUACAUAUUUAUAGUUCUCACACAGUAUGGAAAAAUUGGCACUUUAGUAUCAGUCACACCUGACUCCAGAUCCGGUGAUAUCAGCACUUCCAUGUUCACCACUAAAGUAUUGCUGGGAAAAGAAGAGGCUUUGACACACGUCUGUGCCAAAAACUUGGCAACAUUUGUGUCACAAGAGGCAGGCAACAGGCCUGUUCUACUGGGGUUGGCACUGAAGGACAGUUCCAUAGAAGCAAUAAAGGCCAUGAAAGAUGUAAUAAAAAGUUGUCAAGUCUGGUAACUACUGGUACAGGGAACAAGCAACAGAAUAGACUACCUGGAAAGACAAUUUAAGAAAAGGCUUCAUACACUUAACACAUUUUUUUCCUCAAUGUUUUUCCAUCCUUUAAAAAUGUAUUUUGUUGUCUGUUGUUACUUCUAAGCAUGUUGUUGUAAUAAAUGCCAUAUAAAUGGGAA